This is a messenger RNA of Ustilaginoidea virens, 1392 nucleotides long. RefSeq lists its product as uncharacterized. Gene Ontology annotation, cellular component: vacuole; membrane. Gene Ontology annotation, biological process: regulation of intracellular pH. Bases 1 to 1392 code for a protein of 463 amino acids. The record is from RefSeq and is a predicted model, not a curated record. The transcript is spliced from 2 exons. Lineage: Eukaryota; Fungi; Ascomycota; Sordariomycetes; Hypocreales; Clavicipitaceae.
AUGACCAGCCGUGCCACUUCCUUAUCCUCAUCUGGGCUGCUGCCGCCGUUGCCUGGGACCCCAGCCUCGUCUUGGUCGGCUUAUCAGGCCAGAAUAUCCAGCUUGCUCAAGCAUGCGGAGAUACGGGUCGUCGUCGCCUUUUGGCUGCUUGGACUCAUCAACAACGUGCUGUACGUAAUCAUACUUUCUGCAGCCCAGGACCUCGUUGGAUCUUCUGUACCCAAGGGUGUCGUGCUGCUCGCGGACGUCUUGCCAUCCUUCCUCACCAAGCUAUUCGUGCCGUAUUUCAUCCAUCGCGUUCCCUACCGACUGAGGGUCCUCGUUUUUAUCGCCCUGUCGGCUUUUGGCAUGCUCAUGGUUGCCUUGACGCCCCCGUCAGAGUCGGUUUCCGUCAAGAUGGUUGGUGUUGUUCUCGCCAGUCUCAGCAGCGGCGGCGGCGAACUGAGCUUCCUCGGCCUGUCUCACUAUUACGGCCACAUCAGUUUAGUUGGAUGGGGGUCGGGAACAGGGGCUGCCGGCCUGGUUGGCGCUGGCCUCUUUGUUGUCUUGACGGAUUGGUGCAAAUUCAGCGUCCGCGAUAGCUUGCUCUUGUCGGCGUGCCUGCCUGCCUUGAUGUUUGUGAGCUUCUUCUUCAUCUUGCCCCAAGGCCCGCUGCACGCAUUGCAGCACCACAAGGAUUACGAUUACGCGACUGUUCCCGAUAGCGAUGCCCACGACGACCAGCUGGAGCAUGUGCCGCAGGGAGCAGUCUCGUCCUCGCUGCUGGCACCAGCAUCCUCGCUUGUGCACCCUGCGUGCUCGGCGCAUCCGGGCGACGCACCCUCGCUGAAGAAGAAUCUGCAGCGGGCCAAAUCACUCUUCAUUCCGUACAUGGCUCCUCUGCUGUUGGUAUAUGUUGCAGAGUACACCAUCAACCAAGGCGUUUCCCCAACACUGCUUUUCCCCCUCGAGUCCUCUCCGUUUGACGAAUUCCGUGGCUUUUAUCCCUUUUAUGGCUUUUUGUACCAGCUGGGAGUCUUCAUUUCGAGAUCUUCCACGCCCUUCUUCCGUAUCCAUAACCUGUACGCUCCAUCCCUCCUGCAAGUCGGCAAUCUGGCUCUGCUCAUUCUACAGAGUCUGUACUUUUUCAUCCCAUCGGUUUAUGUCGUCUUCAUCGUCAUAUUCUGGGAAGGGUUGCUCGGCGGUGCAGUAUACGUCAAUUGCUUCGCCGAGAUUAUGGAAAAUAUUCCUGCGAGUGAACGCGAGUUUAGCCUGAGUGCUACCACGGUCAGCGACAGCGGAGGAAUCUGCAUUGCUGCCGUUCUAAGCAUACUCAUAGAGCCGACAUUGUGCGCGUAUCAAGUUGCCCACGGCCGGGAUUGGUGUCGAAGAAUCGAGGCGCAACGUGGUUGA